Messenger RNA from Sorex araneus (European shrew), 5131 nucleotides. RefSeq names its product synaptotagmin 6 (gene SYT6). Bases 684 to 2237 code for a protein of 517 amino acids. Gene Ontology annotation, molecular function: calcium ion binding; calcium-dependent phospholipid binding; clathrin binding. Gene Ontology annotation, cellular component: membrane. Gene Ontology annotation, biological process: regulation of dopamine secretion; calcium-ion regulated exocytosis; cellular response to calcium ion. The record is from RefSeq and is a predicted model, not a curated record. NCBI's taxonomy places the organism in Eukaryota, Metazoa, Chordata, Mammalia, Eulipotyphla, Soricidae. The transcript has 7 exons.
CAGCAGCCGCGCCGGCGCUGUCUAGAGAAGUCCAGGGCUGCGGGAGGCCAGGUUCCCGCGCAGGGGCCAGGGUCCGGGGUCUCAGACAUAAUAGCUAGCCGCAUCCUCCGUGCGGGCGCUGCACUGACGGGGUCCUGGCUGCAACGGAGCGCCCUCUAGAAGUGCCCCCCAUCCCUAUUCGCCAGAAACUUUACCCUCCCGUUGCCAUGGAGAGAGACGGCCGCGGCCUCCCGUCGCCAUGGCAACGUGCGGUCCGGCGGCCGCAGGAUUGCGGGGAUCGCAAAGUCUUUUUGCAGUUGUCCUCGCCCCGCCGUUCUUAAGGUCUUCUGCCUCCUGGAGCGAGAGUGACCAACUUCUCCGGUGGAGCGCUGGUGGCCGCUCUCCCUUCCGCAGUGCCUGUCUGGCCGCCACUUGCGCGGCGUGCGGAAUGUACCCCGUGUUUUCAUAACCACUGUCUCCGUGCCCCGGCCGCCCGGGGGAGCCCCGGCCGCGCACUCCCGUGACAGGAAGGAAAAUUGGGGCUCACAGAGCCCAAGGUCACCGUCUGCGGGACCCCCGGGCGACAGGGGGCGGCCGGGAGGCGCCAGACCCGCCAGCGGCGGCGGGAUGCCACGUGAGGGGCGGGGACCCCGCGGGGAGGGGAUUAAAAGCCCCCGGAGCCGCGGGCAGCGCGGGUCCCGGGCAUGAGCGCUGAGUGGGGCCCCGGAGGGCCUCGGUGCCAGGCGGCGCUCGCGGUCCUGGCUUCGCUCUGCCGGGUCCGGCCGCCCCCUCUCGGACUGGACGCGGAGACUUGUCAGAGCUUGGAGCGACCUGAGCAGAGUCCCAGUGCGGCCGACGCAGGUGCUGCUGGCAGCUUCCUCGCUGUGGUGGUGAUUGUGUGUGGCGUGGCCCUGGUGGCACUUUUUCUCUUUCUCUUUUGGAAGCUGUGCUGGCUGCCCUGGCGGAGCAAGGAAGCCUCCAGCCCCUCUUGUGCUGACUUCCCCCUGGAGGCCUUCCCGAGCCCCCACUCCCGGAACACCAUGGCUGACAAGCUGAAGGACCCGAGCGUCCUGGGCUUCCUGGAGACAGCAGUGAAGAUCAGUCACACGUCCCCCGACAUCCCGGCCGAGGUACAGAUGUCAGUCAAGGAGCACAUCAUGCGCCACACGCGGCUGCAGCGCCAGACCACUGAGCCUGCCUCAUCCACCAGGCACACUUCCUUCAAGCGCCACCUGCCCCGGCAGAUGCACGUCUCCAGCGUGGACUACGGUAACGAGCUGCCGCCCGCUGCGGAGCAGCCCACCAGCAUCGGCCGCAUCAAGCCUGAGCUCUACAAGCAGAAAUCUGUGGACGGGGAUGACGCCAAGUCCGAGACGGCUAAGAACUGUGGGAAGAUCAACUUCAGUCUGCGCUACGACUAUGAGAGCGAGACCCUGACCGUGCGCAUCCUGAAGGCCUUCGACCUCCCUGCCAAGGACUUCUGUGGCAGCUCCGACCCUUAUGUCAAGAUCUACCUCCUGCCCGACCGCAAGUGCAAGCUGCAGACCCGGGUGCACCGAAAGACCCUGAACCCCACCUUCGAUGAGAACUUCCACUUCCCCGUGCCCUACGAAGAGCUGGCUGACCGCAAGCUGCAUCUCAGCGUCUUUGACUUCGAUCGCUUCUCCCGCCAUGACAUGAUCGGGGAAGUCAUCCUGGACAACCUCUUUGAGGCCUCUGACCUGUCACGGGAAACCUCCAUCUGGAAGGACAUCCAGUACGCCACCAGCGAGAGCGUUGAUUUGGGAGAGAUCAUGUUUUCCCUCUGCUAUCUGCCCACAGCCGGCAGGCUCACGCUCACAGUGAUCAAAUGUCGGAACCUCAAGGCGAUGGACAUCACAGGCUAUUCAGAUCCAUAUGUCAAAGUGUCACUGCUCUGUGAUGGGCGGAGGCUGAAGAAGAAGAAAACCACCAUAAAGAAGAACACACUCAACCCUGUCUACAAUGAGGCCAUCAUCUUUGACAUCCCUCCCGAGAACAUGGAUCAAGUCAGCCUGCUCAUUUCAGUGAUGGAUUACGAUCGAGUGGGCCAUAAUGAGAUCAUAGGAGUCUGCCGGGUGGGGAUCCACGCCGAGGGGCUGGGCAGGGACCACUGGAACGAGAUGCUGGCAUACCCGCGGAAGCCCAUCGCUCACUGGCACUCCUUGGUGGAGGUAAAGAAAUCCUUCAAAGAGUGUUCACAGCUUACCCUUGGUUCUGUGCUCAGGCAUCAUUGCUGACAGGGUCCCAGGACCAUAUGGGGUGCCGAAGAUCAAACUUGGGUCAUCCAUGUGCAAGCCCUACCCCACUAUAUUAUCACUUCAGCCCACCAGCCAUUUCUCUUCUAGCUACAAAGAAAAUGUCCCUCCUGAGAAGUCUCCCCAGAUCCACCAAACCCUCUGGCCUUCAGGUCCUACCAUUGGUCACUGUGUUGGUUCCCCAGACCUGCCCUUUCUCAAAUGAAUAGAGACUUGAGGACAUUCCAGUAAUUUCAAAGUUUGUUUUCUGUCCCUUAUAUACUAGUCUCUAGGUUGGAAAGCUGGGGAAAUGAGCUGGAAAUCCUUCACUCAUCUUCACAGGGUUAUGUAAGCAUAGAGUGUUGUAUAAAACUGAAAUGUCUACCAACAUGAAACAAAAAAAUUCAACGCCUUCCAUUACAUCCCUGCACUUAAAAAGAAGAGUCAGCUUAGAAGGAAAGUCCUCCCUCCCCCAAGCUCUAUGACACAAAAAGUGUGGGUGACAAGUGGGAUUCCACGCCUAAGAGCGGGUAUGCUCAGUCCUGUCUCCUUCCAGGAGAGUGAGGUCUGAGAAGGGUCUUAAGGGACCAACCAUGUGGGAUCCUGUGAGACUGAGGCCACCAGGGAGCUGGGCUAAUUGAUUUCCUGCCCCAGGUAGACAUGUGCUCAGUGCAGCCCCUGGCCUGCGCCUUUGAGGUCAAUGUGAAGGAAAAAGGUGUGGACGCCAAAUUUCUGUCAGCUGGAGGCCUCACAUCUCUGUCUGGUGCUCACUUUAGUUUUACCUCAGCUGUGGUGUAUUAAUGAGGGAGGUGAGUGCUUGGUCUCUCUGACUCUCCUCCUCAGGAGAAACCCCCAUCUCCAGGCAGCCUUCUCUGAGAGACUGUAGGUAUGUACCAUCCCACCAGCACUUCUACCCGCCCAAGAGGCAGUAACAGGUAGGACUGAAGAGGCCCUGGAGCCAUUGGGUCUCUCACUGAGCACAGGAUUGGUUCAGCCCAGGAGUCCUCCUCUCCUGUUUCAAAUCCUUUCAAGAUAUUUAAGAACAGAAAAAAGCAUCUUAAAAUGCUCAGGAUAGUUCAGGAGCAGGAGUAGGGGGUGGGACUAAGAGGCAUGGGGAAGCCUCUGGAGCCGCAGCCACACUCUGCUUACUUGGGCUUCAGUUUCCUGGUUGCUAAGAUGAGAGGCAGGCUCCUCUCAUCCCCACUUUUCUAGAAAACUCUGAGCCCAAAUUAUGACUCAGUUUGAGUGAGCCUCAUCUUGGAGUGCCUUUCUAGACUUGAAUCCAUCGUCACCCCUUUCUGCUGCUGCACUGCUGUCCAUGCAAACUGGCAGCAGGUCGAGUUGGGGUAGGAGGGGGUGUGGCACAGAGAGCACAGAGGGACUGGGACUGGGUCCCAGAGUCACCCUCCGUGGUGAAUCCAAGCUAAUUCAACCAAGAACUGAUUCCAACUCAACUCUCCAAUCCAGACUACUGAAGAAAGAUAAAGUAGAAUCAGCCCUUGGAAAUGAAUAUUUGAUAAAAAGUAGAGGGAAAGUAACAGGAUAUGGAAAGUAAAAAGUGAAUAAAUUGAUUCCAAACUUCUGACCUAACGCACUCUACUUGGAGGCUCCUCCUCUCCUGGGCUGGGUGGCCCCUUUCUCCCCUGAGAAAGCUUAAGGAAGUUUAAGAUGACUUUGGUCUUGGCACCUCAGGAUCUCAUCAAUACAAAUCUGUAGACAAUUUGUUCCUAUCCUUUUAGCACCCACAGUUUAAGCAUCUUUAUUAAAAAUGCAUCAAAAAAAGCAUGGGGCUAAUAGUAAGUAACUCUCUCUGUGCUUCCAUGAUGCAUUAUCCUUUCAGCUCAGUCAUCCUCAGAGUUUACAUCUUGCCUUUCUGGUUCCUGUUCUGGACACAAAGCUAAAGGCUUGUCCCAGGAACUUGAUUCUGCCCUUUGUAUAAUGCAUGAAGAAAUCUUUCUUUUUAACUCCUGCAAGAUAAAUGGCACAGGCUCUGCAAAGGAUGCAGAGUUUGUAUUACACUUCUCUUAGAGGAGUUUCAAGUGCUAUGAUUAUUUCCUUUUUAUUAAUGAGAACAAAGAGGACCACAGUUGCUUGCUUGUUUGGGGUUUGAAAUAAGGUUAAGGGGAACAAGCAGCAUUUUGCCCUGCCAGGAAUUUUUUUUAAUGAAUAAAAAUGGAUUAAACCACCACCGGCAUCUUUGCCUGUGAAUGCAGCUGAACCUCUCCCUCACAGCUCUUCUGCUGGGCGGGGGUUGUCCCCACAUACAGCCCCAGUGGACCAGCAGCCUCCUCCAAGGUGUUUUAUGACAAAGGGCCAAGUUCAGAUCAUCUGCAGAGGAUUUCAGAUCUCUGUGGAACAGGCCCCAUUUCAAAACAAUGAAGAUCAUUCUGGAACACAGCCACCCUCUAACGAUUCUCUUCCUGUGGUGGGGGCCAGUCUCUGCUAUUUCGGAGCCACCAGAAAAGCCUCUUUCACCUUCACUUUGUACAUGAACCCCACCUCUUCCCUUUGUUUAUCUUUAUAGAAAAAAAAAGCAGGGCUACCUGGGGAGCCAAUGCGCCUUUUCCAUUUGUCCUGGAUAAGCCACUAUGCCCCUAGUUACUUCUCUUGGGUUGUUACAUAAAGAGGAAAACUGUGCUCUUUGUGGUCACCGCUUUCUCCCUCUAAACUGGCCCAUCAGUCAGGUUACUGAAGCAUCAUGCUUACCCAAGGGAGAAGCGGGUAAUUGCCACUUACUUUUUACCAAUCUGAAAUGUUGUAACUGAAAAAGUAAAGCUUCCCAAAUGAAGGACUGGUCCAUGAGAGCUAGUUGUCUUAUGUCACCUUCCUUCUGGUGAGGAAACAGGAGUCAGCACUCACAGGAGCUCAACAAGCAGGCAUUUAUUUAUCUAAACUAU